AUGGGUGCUCAACAGUCAGAGUUUAGCGCAGAAGAGCUUGAAGAAUAUGAGGAAUUGACUUAUCUGACAAAGCACGAAAUUAUUCGUGCUCACGAGUGUUUCAAGAAGUUAGACAAAGACGCAGUGGAACGAAACAGAAAUGCAAGAUUGACAUCAGAUAAGAUUCUCGAAUUUCCAGAACUGAAGGUAAACCCAUUCAAAGAUCGUAUAUGUAAAGUUUUUUCAUCAACUGAUGACGGAGCGUUGACGUUUGAAGAUUUUCUUAAUAUGAUGUCCGUGUUCAGCGAAGCAGCACCAAUGACGUUGAAGAUUCAAUAUGCCUUCUUGAUUUAUGAUUUUAAUGACGAUCAUUAUAUUUGCAAGGAAGAUAUGAAAAUAUUGAUGAGAAAAUUGGCCGGUGAAAACGAAAUGUCGGAAAAAAACAUUGACAAUGCCAUCUCUGAAAUAUUACAUGAAGCAGAUUUAGAUGGAGACGAUCAACUAUCUUUCGCCGAAUUUGAAAACGUCAUGUCUAAAGCUCCGGAUUUUCUUAGAGGAUUUCGUAUUCGAUUGUAAUUUCAGCAGAAUCAUGGAUGUUUAAAAAAAUUGAAUAUGGUUGAUUCACAAUGUGCUUUACAGUACAAUGUAUCACAUGAUAACUUCCACUUUGAACAUUUUAGCAUGAUCUAAUUAAUGGCUAAUGGAAACAGCAAAGCAUAAUUAUUUAACAUUUAUAAAAUAUUACUCGUACAUAAAUAUUUAUUGCAGGUAGCUAGCUAUAGAUGUGCAAGCUAUAUAUAUAUAUAUAUAUAUAAAAUGAAAUAAAAUGGA
Messenger RNA from Xenia sp. Carnegie-2017, 810 nucleotides. Its product is annotated as calcium and integrin-binding family member 4-like. Bases 1 to 555 code for a protein of 184 amino acids. Lineage: Eukaryota; Metazoa; Cnidaria; Anthozoa; Malacalcyonacea; Xeniidae. Gene Ontology annotation, molecular function: calcium ion binding. The transcript has 8 exons. The record is from RefSeq and is a predicted model, not a curated record.